Messenger RNA from Caretta caretta (loggerhead turtle), 723 nucleotides. It is a transcript of the gene VMA22, whose product is annotated as vacuolar ATPase assembly factor VMA22. Gene Ontology annotation, biological process: vacuolar proton-transporting V-type ATPase complex assembly. Lineage: Eukaryota; Metazoa; Chordata; Testudines; Cheloniidae. The record is from RefSeq and is a predicted model, not a curated record.
UUCUGCCCCGGGCCGAUGGCCGAGCUGGCGCUGAGCCGGGAGCUGGACGAGCGGCUGCUCCACCUCCUGGGGGCGCUGGAGGCGCUGCAGGGCAAGAGGGACGAAUUCAACAGCCGCGUGGAGCAGGGCUGGUUCUCGCUCUCUAGGUCCCGCUUCGCCAUGGGCUGCAAGUCGGUCUCUGCCCUGCAGUACGGGGCCUGCAUGGAGCCGCUGGUCCGGGUGCGCGCCAGCGAGGGGGAGAGCGGGCAGGUCGCCUUCCAGGUCAUCCCAGAAGGAUGGGACCCGUCCGCAGAGGCUGCUGAGGGGUCACCGGCCGUGGAGGAAAUCGGGCCCCAAGACCAAGUCUUGCGGCAGCGAAAGGGCCCAGGGAAAACGGAGGAUCCUGGGUCCCCCCUGGAGGCUGCCCCCGAACCUCCUGAUUCCCCGAAGGGGGCCUCAUCCCAGGACCCACUGACCUGGUUCGGGAUCCUGGUGCCCCAGAGCCUCCGGCAGGCUCAGAGCAGCUUCAAAGAGGGGAUUCUCCUGGCCGGGGAGAUCGCCAGCCUGCAGAGCGACCUCCAGGCCACGCGGGCGCAGUAUCGGGCGCUGCUGGAGAGAAGGCGCCACCUGCUGGCCACAGAGGGGUAGUGUUGCCGAUGCCCCCCUGGGGCUUUCGCACCCCCCACGCUGGGCAGGGCGUAUUGCGACCUCCGACAGCCCUGUCAAUAAACUGGGAUCGCUGCU